GAUGAGUCAAACCUGCGUCAGACACCGUCGUGACUUACCAUAGUAAUUUCUCCAUCCUAUUGGGGGGUGAUUUAUUCCACAACACAGCCAUAACCACGUGGAAACCAGAAGCGUGAGCGGGUGUGUUUUUCAGAUCUAGAGAACAUUACAUAGAGAGACAAACGGUUGCAAUAAAUUGUUACCUGCUCAAGUUAAUGUGAUUAUAGGAGCGCAAACUUGUGGCAGGCGCCGAGCUUCUGCGUCAGACUUUACGCACCAUGCGCCCUAUGUGACUGGAAGCUGUGAUUUUGCAUCUCUUUACGCGCAGAGAUGGUGCAUACGGAGACCGUGCCUGAAUGAAGCUAGUUUAUCGUACGUUGGAUGUAUGUUAUCACAGUGAGUCGUUCUAACCGAUUCUACACACAGCAAAAGACCUACUAAACCACAAAGUUCAUCCCCUGGAAACUUGCCAGCCUCCAUCCAUUCUCUCUCCUGGCUCUCAUCUUCUUGCCUCUGUCAACGCCCCGGUCUCGCAGCCAUGCCAAAGAAUACCAAGGUGACUCAGCGGGAGCACAGCAAUGAGCCGGUCACUGAGUCAGUGGCUGACCUGCUGUCUCUGGAGCACCCCAUGGACUAUAAGAGCAGUCAGAUGAGUAUGGGUCUAAGUCCUGGCUCUACUGCGCCAGUAAAGGCCCUGCUGCCUUCUCCUGACCCAGAUGCAGAGGAUGGCCGACCAGCAUGGAACAACAAGUUGGAGUACAUCCUGGCCCAGGUGGGCUUCUCUGUAGGUCUGGGGAACGUCUGGAGGUUUCCCUACUUGUGCCAGAAAAAUGGUGGAGGUGCAUACCUGGUGCCAUACUUGAUUCUUCUCAUCCUCAUUGGCAUCCCACUGUUCUUCCUUGAGCUGGCGGUGGGUCAGAGGAUCAGGCGUGGCAGCAUUGGUGUGUGGAACUACGUCUACCCAAGGCUGGGCGGCAUCGGGGUUUCCAGCCUGAUGGUUUGCGGUUUUGUGGGCCUCUAUUAUAACGUGAUUAUUGGCUGGAGUAUCUUCUACUUCUUCCAGUCUUUUCAGUAUCCACUGCCUUGGGCUGAAUGCCCCAUCCACAGAAAUGGAACUCAAGCCGUUGUGGAGCCAGAAUGUGAGAAGAGCUCAGCCACCACUUACUUCUGGUACCGCCAGGCUCUUAACAUCACCAGUAGCAUCGACGACACUGGAGGUCUGAAUUGGAAAAUGACCCUGUCCCUGCUGGUGGCCUGGAUCAUGGUCUGCCUGGCUGUCAUUAAGGGCAUCCAGUCCUCUGGAAAGGUGAUGUACUUCAGCUCUCUUUUCCCGUAUGUGGUGCUGUUCUGUUUUCUGGUGCGAGGUUUGAUGCUGAAGGGAGCAGUGGAUGGCAUCGCUCACAUGUUCACCCCUAAGCUGGAGAAGAUGUUGGAACCACAGGUGUGGAGAGAAGCAGCUACGCAGGUCUUCUUUGCGCUCGGACUGGGCUUUGGCGGCGUCAUCGCUUUCUCCAGUUACAACAAGCGAGACAAUAACUGCCACUUUGAUGCAGCACUGGUUUCCAUCAUCAACUUUCUUACCUCCAUCCUGGCCACUUUGGUAGUGUUCGCUGUGCUGGGGUUCAAGGCCAAUGUCAUGAACGAGAAGUGUGUCGUCGAGAAUGCAGAGAAGAUCCUGGGCUACUUAAACACAGGUGUGCUGAGCAGAGAGCUCAUCCCUCCUCACAUCAACUUCUCCCACCUGUCUUCCCAGGACUACGCAGAAAUGUACGCAGUUAUAAAGACAGUGAAGGAGGAAAACUUUGCCCAGCUGGGCCUGGAUCCCUGUAUCCUGGAGGAUGAACUGAACAAGGCAGUUCAGGGCACCGGUCUGGCGUUCAUCGCCUUCACAGAGGCCAUGACUCACUUCCCUGCCAGUCCCUUUUGGUCCGUCAUGUUCUUUUUCAUGCUGAUCAACUUGGGCCUGGGAAGCAUGAUCGGCACCAUGACCGGCAUCACCACACCCAUACUGGAUGCCUUCAAGAUCCGCAAAGAGAUUCUGUGUGUGGUUUGUUGUAUCAUAGCCUUCCUGUUGGGGUUACUGUUCGUGCUGCGUUCAGGGAAUUACUUUGUGGCAAUGUUUGAUGACUACUCUGCUGGUUUGCCCCUCAUUGUGGUGGUGAUCCUAGAGAACAUCUCUGUAGCCUGGAUCUAUGGAACUAAGAGGUUUAUGCAGGACCUGGAGGACAUGCUUGGGUUCAGGCCAUACUCCUUCUACUUCUACAUGUGGAAGUUUGUGUCCCCUGCUGUCUUGGUGUUGCUCAUCUGUGCCACUGUUAUCGAGAUGGCCGUUAGUCCUGCAGGAUACAAUGCCUGGGUAGAAGCUGAGGGCUCGGACCGUUUCCAAAGUUAUCCUCCUUGGGCUUUAGCCAUGGCCUAUGCCCUCAUUGUCGUUGCCAUGCUGCCUUUACCCAUCGUCUUCAUCGCCCGCCACUUCAGCCUAAUCUCAGAUGGCUCCAACAAGCUCUCCGUCUCCUACCGUAAAGGUAUGAUGAAGGACAUCUCCAACCUGGAAGAGCAGGACGAACAGCGUUUCAUCCUCAGCAAGAACCCCAGCGAGGCUCCCUCUCCCAUGCCUGCCCACCGCGCUUACCUGGGCCCCGGUGGCACCCAAGAGAUGACCAACACCAACUACGGCACCAGCACCAAGACGGGCUACCAAAACAUCGGCUCGCCCGAGUCUGAGCUAUGAUCCACUGACGUAAAAAGUCCCGCCAUUAAACCCCGGCCCUGCUUACAGAGAGGGAGGCAGUGGGAGUAAAAAAGGGAGAGAAAAUUCACUUGCAGCAUUCAUCACACCUUAACCCCCAGAGCAAAAUCCCUCUAUUCCCCUCAUUCUGCUCCAUUACCCUUCACCUAUGUUUCUCAUCGUCUUGUGCCGCUAAUUGCAUGUCAGUCUCAGACAUGAUGAAGAGCUCAUGAGAACGUGAGACCAAACAGAUAUGACAACCAUCUCCAUCUGCCAGGAGAUGGGGCGGAAAAAGAGCCAAAUGAAAUAUAGAAGAGUCCAAAAGCUCUGGUUGAGGUUAAGGUUUUUUGCAAUGCUAACAUAAUUUACAUUGUAGUGAACUGUAAUGUGUGUUCAUCAGCUCGUGCUUCUUUUAGUUCACCUGGAAAGGAUUGUUAUUUGUGGGGAUAGGAUGGAAGGAGAUGGAAGAAAAGCACUCAUCUUGUCCUGAUCUGCAUCACGGUAUGAGAAGAUUUCUUAUCUAGAAAAUGUGUAAAUAAAAAAACAGUAUCUAACAAUUGAUUCCAAUAGCGUAAACAGUGUUACAAGCACAUUAUAUCUUUAAGUUUAUUGUGCCUAUCACACAUCAGCAAUAAUAACCAGUCACAAUAGUGUCUUCAUUCAAAUGUGGAUCUCCUUCUAUCUUGUUUUUCCCCCACUGAUGUAGAAUACUGUACAUAUAUGUCGUGCAAUAGUUUGAGAUGUCACCGUAAAUUGUGCAUAUACACUGCAAUAGUGCAAGUCAAGGGGCGGCGUUUUGCCUCUUCAUGCCAUGAACACAGAAGCACAGGCGCCUGCUAUCAUUAGAGCAUCUCUGAGCCUUAACACAGAGCAGCACUUUCCUUUCAAAGGAUCCUUCCCCUCAGCAAGCACUUCCCACUGUCUCUGUGCAGCUCCAGACCUAGAUGACAAAGACAAAGCUUUUCCAUUUUAAUCAAUUGUUUUAAUCAUACUGUUUUAAUUAAAGCCUUAGAAGGGCAGCAGCGGCAAUGCACGAGCAAGAACAAGCACGGCGACGUGUGUUUGAUCAGAGGGCAGCUUCGUGCUUGUCUGUCUCAUUGUCAGAAAAGCGAAUGCAGAGGAGGAAUUGGAAAUGUGAGUUUCGUCUUCGUGUACACGUCCAGAUGCGCAUGUGUAAUUGUGCAUGCACAAAUGUGUUGUCUGCCACUGAAUGAGAGCUGCUGGUGACCCUGCCUGUUUAAAAAUAGAGCUGCGUUGCCCAGGGGAAGCCGUGGCAACACACCAUAGAUACAGAUCCUCUUGUGAUGUGGAGGAGGAAGAGGAGAGCAGACACCUCGCUCUGUCUGCUCCACCUGCACAGCUGUUUGCUCGGUUAAACAGACGAGACAUUUUACGGUUGAUGCCCUUCAAGAAUAUGUUUCUUAUGUUAUACCUGUACAUUGAAUAACAGGUUCACUGCCAUGCUGUGCUGUGGAUUAAUCAUAUGUCAUCCCUGAGUGGAUGGUAUUUUAUGUUCCAACUGAAUUGUACAUUCCUCGAAUUGUGACCACUCCAUAGAGAUAUAAUUUCACAAGCACCGCAAACUACACCUCUGUCUUUUUCUGUGAUCUGAGGUGUGAAAGUGAAACCUUUUUUUUUUUAUUGUGUAAUCUCAAAUCAUAGCACAUUUUUAGAAUUAUAAUGUGGAUAUGUACUCUGAUAUAAAUGUUUGCAGUGAGUGGUAAUACAUGGUUUUCACCACUGGGUGACUCUGCUGGCCAGCAGAGGAGCCAAUGACACUGUCCUGUGGCCCCUCCCUGAAACAACACCAGUACUUGAGACUGAACAGAUGUAGUGUGAAGCACAGUCAGCCACAUUGUUCGGUGCCUGAACAGAUUCUGUGUUGUCUGUUUGCCUUAGGCUUUAUGGGGUUUUUUCCCCCUUGAUUAUUUUAUUAUUUUAUUAUGUAGAGUUUUCACCAAUGUUCCAUCAUAUUAAUUUGCACUUUAAUUAGGGGGAGACCCUGGAGUUGUUUGUUAAGCACACAUGUAAAAAAGAAAAGAGAGCAAAGUAAAUAUAGGGGCCAAAUAGUUUAAGAUGACAAGGCUCAACAGAAAUGCAUGACAAGGCAAAAACAUCUAGUCCGCUGUAUCGUCUAAAAGACAUUUAUCUUUGAGUGCAAAAUGAUAGUAUUUUAAAUCUCAUCAUCUGGCAUCUUGUCAAAAGUACUACGUAAAAUUUUGCCUGUCAUCCGUUUGUGGUAGCCAGUAGCAGAGAGCUCUUAUUACCCUGCAUCCUAUUUUGCUAAGCAAUCCCUAUGAUACGAUGCCCAGUACCCCCUACAGCAUGGCUCUUGCUUUUAGUUGAUGACCUACAAUGGCUGUGAUGCAUUGCUUGGGACUGACUGGUAUUAAGACAAUACAGCUCAAAUCUAUUGCCCUGUCUCUCAAAUGAUGCUUCAUCUUUCAUUCAUAGAAACCUCUGUCCAUGAUGGAAAUGAAAGAGUUUAAUGAGUGAAAUUCUGCAUUAAAGGAAACAUGAUAUAGGGGAUAAAAAAGAUACAAGUUACAAAAGAGUAGUAUUAACAUCUGUAGAUGCAACUUAACUUUGCUAAAAUGCAGCUGACAGGGCCUCCUGUAAAAACUGUGCAUGAGAACUAUAUGUGAUGCAAAUGGCACUUAAGCUGAGGUAGACACUUAACCUGUAUUUUAAAAAAAGUUUUGGUUUGGAUAAAGCACAUUUUGGGUAAGCACAAAAUAAUUUUAUGUCUAAAUAAGCAACAAAAUCAUUGUGAAUGAAAGGGGUGAUGAAACUUAAACAUCAUGUCAGUAAUAUAGCUGUGAUUGCUGCAUUGUGCAAGACUCCACUAAAGCAUAAAGCUGCACACUGAAAUACAUCCUCAUAAAAAAUUAAACUGCACCAUAAGUCUACAAAAGCACCUGAAGCUACAAAGUGAUAUGCACAAUACAUAGAUAACAAUGUUGAACUAAUGCUAAUGCAGUGGGUCAUAUAUGAAGAAAGCACAACAGCAGGCAAGCUUAUAUUUUUCUCUACAAUUAGCAGCGAUCAGCGCUACUGGCUGCAGAGUGGCCGUAAUAUGACAGCUGAGAUUCCCUCUAACAAUAAAAAUCACUGAAACUCUGCAGCAAAGUGGGAAAAUGUCUUCUCUGGUCCAAACCUAGCCUGGAUACAGGUAUCGAUUUCUUACCGAAAACAAAGAUUCCAACUCCAGGGUCUCUUUUUCUACGUGUUAACGAGGUUAACUCAGUUCAGUUACUAAGAUGAACUUCCCAAUAGCAACGUAAAAGUACAUUUAUUUAACCGUGCAGAUAAUCUUUAUGUGACCAGCCAUAGUUAUAUUUAUAGUAUUUAAGACAGUGUAUUUACUCUGUACAUAUCGAUGUACAUUCUGAUAAAUUCACACUGAUUAUCUAUAGUAAGAGUGACAGGGUGUAUACUUGAGCUGUAAAUAAUAAAUGUAUAUUUUGAGAUAUUUUUUGAUUUUUUGUACUGUCAGUGGUGUUACUUUGGUGUCUGUUGGUUUCUGGUGUUUGUGUGUGGUCGUUCUCGAAACUUAGCCGAGUGACUGUGCAUAUGUGUAUGUAUAUAUCAGCGUGUGUAUGUAAGUGUAUGUGAGCGAGUGAGCGUGUUUAAAGUAAAGGUAUAUGUAGCUUUUUGGUGUUUAAAUGUGUGUUUUUCGCCUCUCUCAGUGUUGUGUGCUGCUGACCUAAUCCAGUAGAUAAAAUCCUGAUGUUACAGUCAGCUGGGACCACUGAUGUAAGCAAUCUCUAUUCUGUGUUUCUCACUGGAACUGCGGUGGCUUCCAGCACUAAACUGGCAAAACACAAAUCAAGAUGAAAUGUCUGUCUACAAGAAAGAAGACAGAAACUUUCAUUUGUUGGUUGAAGAGCAUUCAGAUCUGUACAAACAUGAUGGAGGGAACAGGAAAUUAAAAUAACCACUUUUAUUAAACAGA
Molecule: messenger RNA, 6662 nt
Organism: Haplochromis burtoni (Burton's mouthbrooder)
Lineage: Eukaryota; Metazoa; Chordata; Actinopteri; Cichliformes; Cichlidae
Gene: slc6a17
Product: solute carrier family 6 member 17
Exons: 12
Coding region: 518-2710 (730 amino acids)
Biological process (GO): proline transport; L-leucine transport; alanine transport
Cellular component (GO): plasma membrane; synaptic vesicle
Source: RefSeq, a predicted model, not a curated record